AUGCUCUGCUCCACCAUGGCUUCUUCUUUCCCGGCCAUUGCUGUUGCCGCGCAUCUAAGACCUUCGGUGGCUCGUAUGCCGAGAUCUGGUGUUGGUCCUCGAGUUUCCUUCUUGUGCGAGGUGGUCCGGAGUUCCCUUUCCGCUCGUAAGCCCCUUUACCUAACCCCAAACCGAGUUCUGUGCUCUGCAAAGCCUCGAGGCCCCUUCUCGGAGACAAGGGCGCACGAGGCGAGCAGGAACGACGCCAUCCCGCUCAGCAGCGAGGAGAGCCGAUCGGCGGCGGCGCAGAAGCUCAAGAUCGGAUUUUACUUCGCGACGUGGUGGGCGCUGAACGUGGUGUUCAACAUCUACAAUAAGAAGGUCCUCAACGCCUUCCCCUACCCUUGGCUGACCUCCACGCUCUCCCUCGCCGCCGGCUCCCUCAUAAUGCUCGCCUUCUGGGUAGCUAGGGUUACCGAACCGCCCAAGACCGACUUGGGCUUCUGGAAUUCCCUAAUUCCGGUGGCCGUGGCGCACACCAUCGGGCAUGUAGCAGCCACAGUGUGCAUGUCGAAGGUAGCCGUGUCGUUCACGCACAUAAUCAAGAGCGGGGAGCCUGCUUUCACAGUUCUGGUAUCAAGGUUUCUCCUUGGAGAAGCUUUCCCUCUGUCGGUUUAUCUCUCGCUUCUGCCGAUCAUCGGUGGCUGCGCCUUGUCUGCCCUAACGGAGCUCAAUUUUAACAUCACGGGUUUCAUGGGCGCAAUGAUAUCGAAUCUUGCGUUUGUAUUCAGAAACAUCUUCUCAAAGAGAGGAAUGACCGGGAAGUCUGUCAGCGGGAUGAACUACUACGCCUGCCUCUCUCUGUUAUCGCUGGUGAUACUCACACCAUUUGCAAUUGCCGUGGAAGGUCCCAAGGUUUGGGCAGCUGGUUGGCAGAAGGCCGUCACAGAGAUUGGUCCUCAUUUUGUUUGGUGGGUGGUAGCACAGAGUGUGUUCUAUCAUUUGUACAACCAGGUUUCCUACAUGUCGUUGGAUGAAAUCUCUGCCUUGACAUUUAGCAUGGGAAACACCAUGAAACGGAUAUCUGUUAUCGUCUCCUCCAUCAUCAUCUUCCGCACGCCCAUCCAGCCCGUCAAUGCCCUCGGCGCGGCCGUUGCCAUACUCGGAACCUUUCUUUAUUCUCAGGUAACACGAGCGUUUCUUCUUGAAUGA
Messenger RNA from Zingiber officinale, 1191 nucleotides. RefSeq names its product glucose-6-phosphate/phosphate translocator 1, chloroplastic-like. Gene Ontology annotation, biological process: transmembrane transport. Gene Ontology annotation, cellular component: Golgi apparatus; membrane. Lineage: Eukaryota; Viridiplantae; Streptophyta; Magnoliopsida; Zingiberales; Zingiberaceae. Gene Ontology annotation, molecular function: triose-phosphate transmembrane transporter activity; phosphoglycerate transmembrane transporter activity; antiporter activity. The transcript has 5 exons. The record is from RefSeq and is a predicted model, not a curated record. The coding region runs from base 1 to 1191 and encodes 396 amino acids.